Dreissena polymorpha is the source of this 5068-nucleotide messenger RNA. RefSeq lists its product as uncharacterized. Gene Ontology annotation, molecular function: zinc ion binding; protein binding. The transcript is spliced from 6 exons. Lineage: Eukaryota; Metazoa; Mollusca; Bivalvia; Myida; Dreissenidae. Bases 1089 to 4124 code for a protein of 1011 amino acids. The record is from RefSeq and is a predicted model, not a curated record.
UUUUGAAAGUAAUGUAAUAAAUGACCACACCCCCUCACUAUACACCCCUCUCCACCUUCACCCCUCCCCCUUUUUGAUUGAAGUAUUUAGAUAGGUCCCUUCACCUUUAAAAAGAAAAAUAGUAUGGUCUAUUACUAAAUAAUAGACCUGUUUAUUGUUGGGCCACUGCUGGGCUGGUUUUUCAGUUUUCUUAUUGUUGGUGUUUUUUAACCGAAGUAGCGAAUUUUACAGAUUUAAAAUUUCUUUCUCAUUGUUAUCUACACAAACAAAAGGUUGUAAAUUUUCUUCUUUAAUUAUUUCUAAUCUAUUCUAGUAAACGUUUAUUAAAUAUGUAAAAUAAAGUUAGAAGCCGGUAGUUAAAAGGUGUUUCUUAGCAAUUCUUGUGAUAUUUAUGAUGGAUGCUGAAUUUACGGGCUGUAUUUUACGGAUUUCUGUACAGUGGUGGGGAAAAAGUGGUUCGGUCACAUGGCGUCUGAUCUAAGCAAUUGUAGUAAGAGCAAAAACAAUUUCAAGCUUUAUGAGAAAACGUAGUUGAUAUGCAUUCGUGUAUUCAGUGAAAUAACCAUGUUAUACUUAUUUUCUGAAAAUAGGCUAAUAUCUCACUGGCAGUAAGAGGGUAAAUUUCAAUCGAAAUAAAGGAAUUCCCGUGGCGUGUUAAACAAACAUAUUACUUUUGGUCAGCACAAAAAUGUAAAAAUAUAUUUAGCGUUAUUAUUCAAUUUCUGGAGAGUGGGUUGCUUCAGAUUCCAUUAGGGCGGGCACUAUGUUCAGGUUUAUCAUAAAAAAAAAAAAAUAAAUAAAAAAUUUAAACACUUUAAAUGUAUGUUCAUAAUGUUGGUUUUUAUGUAGCAAUAGUAAAAGGAACUUAAUUGUGACAAUGCGGCAAUAGUCGGUACUUACGGCAGUUAAGAGGUGGUCUUAUGGCGCAUUUAUAUAUAAUUACCAAGACAGUUUGUUGAGUCGAGUUUUAGUUCAUAUGCAAUAAAUCUCUAAAAGGUUUGUUAAUUAUUAUAGUGGGUUAGCUAUAAGCCAAAUAUGGCUUUUUUCGGUAUUUACUUAUUAUCUUUAUUGUUUAUUUUAUUGCACACAUGGAAACGCGAAACCGGAAAAGGCGCCGUCCGUCGGUCAAACUACACCAGCAUCCCAGCCAAAACCUCCCUGGCACCAGCCAACAACCCCGUCAGCUGCCUUCCACCCAAAUGCCCGAUCAGCUGCCUCCCAACCAACAGCCUGUCCAGCUGCCUCCCAACCAACAGCCUGUCCAGCUGCCUCCCACCCCCAGCCAUCGACUCGGCCAAUGGUCUUCAAACCAACAGUCCGGCCAUCAACCCGACCAGCUGCCUCUCAGUCAACAACUGGGCGACCAGAUGCAGCCUGCAGCAAGCCAGCCAGAUCCGGCUGUUCAAUCGGCGCAAGUCAGUAUGGAAGAUGUGACAAAUUCAGCUGGGGCUGAAAAAGCAAACGCGGAAUUACAAAAUGAUGAUGAACUGGAUUCUGAUUCGUCAUUUGAAUCAGUGUCAAGUGAUAUCGAAAUCGUGGUGGAUUCGUCAAAUAACACAGAGGACUUUACAAACGAUGUCGGUGAAAGUAGACCAAGAUUAUUAGAUAUCUUAGAAAAUGAAACUUCUGAUGAACUCGGUGCAGUUAAUAACGGGAAUAACUCGAAUAAGAUUGCAGUCGAAGAACUCUCUUUACAAGCUAUUGCCAUACGCGCCGGAAUACAAAAUGAACUUGAUGUGGAUGAUUCAGAACAAGCUCUUCUUUUUUGCGAACCAUGUGGAAUUCAACACAAAACUGUCCCAGCAUCAACGUUUUGCCUACGUUGUGAAAAUGAGAUGUUAUGUGAUAUAUGUUCAACAAUUCAUAGGUCGUUGCCUGUUACGAAAUCACACGAUCUUGAAGAUAUAUCCGAACAUCCGGCAAACAAAAAGAGUGGAGCUAUUCUCCCUUGCAGCUUAUGUCUCUUGCAGAACCUAGAAACUGAAGCAAACUUUGAAUGCCAGCAGUGUGAAGCCAAUUUAUGUGAUUCUUGCAUUAAUCAACAUCGGGCACAAAAGGCAACACGCUCACACAAAAUUAUGCCAAUUAAUGGAGCAAUCAAGCAAGAGCCGAUUCAUGCCAUCAACCAGAAUCAAAAGUCCGCAAAACAAACCACACAUUUAGCUAAAGGCGCACUACAGUUGAAAACACCCGGACGUCCUACGGCUCUUGAGGUAACAUCAGACUCGAUAAUGCUUUCCUGGACAAAGCCUUCGUUUUUCGAAGAAGGGGAUUAUUUUCAAAUAUGCUACAAGGACGUCAUGCAAGGAGCAAAGUGGAAGGUGUAUACCGGAGAAUUCACAGAGUGCACACAGGUUCUUACCGAUGUUAGGUCAAAUACAGAGUUUGUGUUUCGGGUGAGAGUCGUUUGCAACGAUGGCGAGGGACCUUACAGCGAAGAAAGCGACGUAAUUAAAACGCAUGUUUCAACCGCUUCUCGUCUGGUUGGAUUCUCAGUUCGUCUUGGUGCGGAGGCUGUGUCACCGAUACAGUAUGCCUUACCAAUGUGUGAAGUAAAAGGAGCACGAAACGGAAAAGCAAAAACGAGAAAAUUUGAAGUUGGCUCACCGAAAGAUGCUAAUUGGCAAGAAAAAACUAUUUUGAUGAUAGGUGAAACCGGAACAGGGAAGAGUACCCUCGUGGAUGGGUUGGCAAACUUCAUAUUAGGGGUAACAUGGAACGAUAAUUUCAGGUUUACCAUUGUCAAUCUGGAAGAAGAAGAACAGCAAAAGAUUAAAAAUCAGGCACUUUCCCAAACUGAGUGGAUAACGUGCUAUACCAUUCAUCCGCAAGAUGGAAGCAGAUUACCGUACACUAUCAAUAUUAUCGAUACUCCCGGUUUCGGUGAUACACGGGGCAUUGAACGGGACCAGGAAAUCGUGGAACAAAUUCGAGAGUUGUUUUCAGCGAAACCGCCAAUGGGUGUCUUAUACAUAGAUGCCGUUUGUUUUUUACUGAAGGCACCGGAUGCUCGAUUAACGCCAAUUCAGAGCUACAUAUUUCAGUCGAUCAUGUCAUUAUUCGGAAAUGACAUAGAAAGUAACAUAUGUUCUCUGAUCACAUUUGCAGACGGCAUGGAUCCUUCAGUGUUCGCCGCUUUAGAUGAGUCUGGAUUACCCUUUGGCGAAAGAUUCACAUUUAAUAAUUCUGGGCUGUUUGCGAAAAAUACAGAUCUUUCUCAAACAUGUUUAUCACCGAUGUUUUGGGACAUGGGGCUUGUCAGUUUCAGAAAGUUCUUCAAACAUAUCGAUACUUUAGCGACAAAAAGCUUGCAACUAACCAGUGAUGUGCUAUAUGAGAGAUGUCGCUUAGAAGCAACGAUCCGAAACCUUCAACCAAAACUCGACGUUGGUCUCAACAAGAUCAAUGAAUUGAAAGCAGAAAUUAAAUUCUUUGAAGACAAUAAGUCCAUCAUUGCCGACAACAAAGAUUUUACAUACUUUGUUACGACAACUAAACAUGUCAAAAGAGACCUACCACGAGGUAUUCAUGUCACAAACUGCACCCAUUGCAAUUUUACAUGCCAUGACAAUUGUUCGUAUGCAAAUGACGCUGACAAAAUCAAUUGUGUGGCAAUGACAAACGGGUUUUGUAGAAUUUGUCCUGAGAAGUGCAUUUGGAAUCUACAUGCAAAUACGCCAUACAUAUUUGAAUUUCUUCUUGUCGAAGAAUUAAAAACCUACGCAGAAAAGAAACACAAAUACGAAGAGGCGUCUGGAAAGCUUCUUACUCAAGAACAGGUGUUAGAAAAGAUGGUAGAGGAGCUUGACGAAAUGGUUGAUACCAUCGAAGAUAUGAUGAUUGUUGUACGAAAUUGCAACACCCGUCUAGGUAAAAUUGCCUUGCGCCCAAAUCCGCUGUCUAUGGUCGAACACAUUGACCUGAUGAUUGAGAAUGAAAAGCUGCAGAAGAAGAAGGGUUGGUAUGAGAGGGUUCAGACGCUGUAUCGGUUCCGUAAGCGAGCACAGGUCGCUGAUGAAGCAGAGAUGUUUCAUAAGGAAGCGCAAAACCUUGGUGUGACCGGAAAGAGGCGUAAGGACAAAAGGACUGUUUUCCAACGAUUUCGGGAUUUAUUCGGUUUCUAAGUGCCGGAAAAGGACACAAGAUGUAUUAAGUGUCGACCGGUAUUUGUACUACAUGUCUGUUUUAGAUCUUAAGAUUUUCAGCUCGUUUCAUCCUAGCGUACAUGUAAUUGCAUAUUAGGUUCGCGAUACGGUUUCGCUUCAAUGAUGUUUAAUUAACGCUUGCAUUAAAUUAAGAAUUAUGUAUAAGUGGGCAUUUUAUCAAAGUAUUAUGUAGAUCCAGUUUGGCAUAGUACGUUUAACAUGAUCAUGUAAGCAAAAUAACCUGAAUUUAUGUCAGGUUCAGUUUAGUUUUCUUGAGGUAUUAGAAAAAUGUGAGGUGCAAAAAUGCUUCUUUGUUUACAGUAGAGGUCGAGACAUAUUUAGUCCGAAGUCUUCUUGUGUCCUUUUUUACAUAAGUUGUCCUGUCCUUAAAAACCAUGUGUAAUUUGACAGAUCAUUCGUAUUAGUGACAUGAAUAUGGCUUCGAAAAUUAUUUACCAAUGCCCACAUUACAAUACAUUUUAACAAACAUUUAAGCAUCAGUCAAUUAUUAAGUUAUUACACACUAAGCUUAAUCGUUCGCCACUCAAACCAUCCGAAUAAAUUAUCACAGGGCUCGAUGUUUACAUCAUAUACCAAUCUUUGAGUGGUUGAAAUGCAUAAUGUGACAGGUUUUUACAUUGAAGCCAGCUGUUUGUAUACAUAUUUAUGAAUGAUUACCAUUUAGGUGUUUAUACAUCUUUAUUUUGAUGUUGGCAUUUUAACAGCUAUAUAUGUAUUGUUUGAUUUUGUUUCGCCUGUUUGAUAAUCAUUAUGCAGUUUCGCCUUUUUAAUUAUCAUUAAGCAACAAAAUAUAAACUGAUAUUUAGAAUUUAAUUUUGGAUCAUUAUAUAACUUGUAAGACGAAAAUAACUCUUUGAAUAGCAAACUGCAACAUAUGCAAACAACUAUAGAAAUAAAGUAAA